GGCCUCCUCCGACUCCUCCGCCUCGCGUCCGCUCACCCGCUUUGCCCUGGUAGCCUUGCUCGCUGCGCUCAUCAGUACAAGGCUUUACUAGACUGGUUCUGCAGCCGAGCACUGAGAGGAACCUUAUGCUCCUUCUGCGCCGUGCUAGCCGCAAUUGUCACGCAGGCCGACAGGUCAAUUGGACUCGGACGUUCAAGGCAUCUACUUCGCUUCGUGUAGCCCCCGACACGUCAGAGACACAGGCGAAGCCGCGCAGGAGACGUACUAUCACACAGAAGAAAUACUCUGACCUACCAGAACCACGGUCGUCACCCGCUCCGCUGCAAGAGUGGAACGGAGGGCUCAAAGACUCGCCUACUGGGCCAGUCGACUUAAAUGGUACUCGUAGUAGCUCGAUACCUAUCGCCAGCGAAGGCUCUGUAUAUAUCUUGUCUGGCCAUAAGGAUGAGACGGCAAGUGAAAGCACACCGCUUGACCGUGAUGCGCUCGGCGAUGUGACUGAGGACUCAUUGACGCAAACAUCAGUCAAGAGCAGACGAGGACGUAAACCCAAGACUCUGCCCAAGGAUACUGAGUCUACAGAAGUGGUUAGUGACACCCGCCGGCCAAGGAACCUACUUGCGACCGAGAUACUCCAAAAUCUGCAACGGUUUCCUCAUUGCAUCCUCCUGACUCGUGUCGGUCAAUUCUACGAGUCGUACUUUGACCAAGCAAAAGAAGUCUCUCGAUUGCUGAAUAUCAAGCUGACUCAGAGGACAUGGGAUGGGCAACGUAUCUGGAUGUGCGGCUUCCCGCUGAUGCAUCUCGACAAGUACCUCAAGAUCCUGGUCCAAAACCAGAAGCGCUUCGUCGCGAUGUGCGAAGAGUUUCCUCGCAACCCACAGCUUGGCGCGAAAGGUGGCUUCGACAGGCGUGUCGUGCGCAUCGUAACACCGGGAACCCUCAUUGACGAACCGUUCCUCAAUCCCUACGAGAACAACUACUUGCUCGCGAUCGGCCGGCCCCAGUCUCACACAGACUCCGAGGAGGGUGACGGUCGGAAUCAUGUCGGCCUCGCGUGGAUAGAUGUGUCAACGGGAGAAUUCUUCACCAAGACAACUUCUCUCGAGGGGCUGCGGGACGAACUCGUUCGCGUCAGUCCUCGAGAAGUCGUCCUCAGCAAAGGGAGCGAAACGGAUGAGGACCAUCGCAUCAAGUUGGCCAUUGACGAGGAGGGCCUGUUUGCGUCAUAUUUUGACGCGCCUGUCUCCGCGGAGUUGCAGACUUCAACAUCCCUGCAAGACGGUGUCGAUAGCACGGACGACGUCACGGCUCAUCUCGAUAGUGAAGCCCGAGGAUCAUCAGUUGUAACAGAGCCGGAGGCAAGAGCCAUCAGCUUGCUGACCGUGUUUAUGCGAGCAAACUUGCUGGAACAUAUGCCACUGCUCUCAUCGCCGAGCAGAGAAACGUCGGCGAGAAGAAUGCAGAUUGACUCGCAUACCAUCAAAGCUCUUGAGAUACGGGAAGGCCUCAGUGAAGGUGGGGCUACUGGGAGUCUUCUGAGCGUUGUCAAACGUACCGUUACCAGUGGCGGAGCUCGUUUGCUGGCACGAUGGUUGUGCUCUCCGAGCACGUCUCUCAGCGAGAUCAGUGCUCGCCAAGCUUUGGUGGCUUUCUUUCAUUCACGUCCAUAUCUCCGUGAAGACCUUGUGCAACUCCUUGGCGACAUCGAGGAUACCACCCGCAUAGUGCAGAAAUUCUUACUGGGACGCGGGCAGCCUAGCGACUUGGCUGCCAUCUGCAACACCGUUCGGACAUGGGGUAGAAUCAAAGGGCGCGUCGAACUUGAGAAGACCAUGGAGGACCGGGAGCGAGGCGCAGUCUGCGAGAAGGACUGGACAAGCAUAGAUGCUCUCAUGCAUGGCAUGCACGAUCUCCAACACCUAGUGACAAUGAUAGAAAAGGCUAUACCUGCAUCAGAUGGUACCGAAGCUGAAGUUGGCGUGGAUACUCCUGCGGAGGAAGGUGAAGACGCGGGAACUGCCCUGAACGCGCUAUCCGCUGGUAUGUUGAAUGCAGCGCAGGGCUUCGGAAGUGUGAAGUGGACUAUUGAUCCAAGCUUCUCCGCGCAGCUCCUUCAACUGCAUUCUACGCUGCGAACUUUACAUGAACGCAGAGAACAGCUGGAGCGACGCCUGCGAUUGCAAUACAGUGCGCCUUCCCUCACCCUCCGGUCGUCUCCAGGACACGGCAUGCACGUGCAUAUAGGUAGAGGAAAGCGAGACUCGAGCAAGUUGAAAGCCUCCGAUCUCUUCGUGCCUAUCUCAGAGAGCGGCAGCACGAACACUUUCUUCUUCAGAGACUGGUCGAUGCUCGGUGCCGAAAUCAUGAACACUGUAACGGCUAUCUAUGUCACUGAGAAGGAGGCUUUUGAGGCGUUGCGUGCAGAGGUGAAUCUACAUGCGGGGCGUCUGCGCUCAAAUGCCCGCAUCAUAGACGAACUCGAUGUGACGCUUGCCUUUGCUACUCUUGCUACAGAGAUGAAUUUUGUGAGGCCGACGCUGACAGAAGACCUUACCUACCUUGUCACGAAUGGCCGCCAUCCCACCGUGGAACUAGGUUUACUCACAUCUGGACGGAAUUUUGUGCCGAACACAGUGUCGUUCGCUCCCGAUUCCCGUCUACACGUCAUUACGGGACCAAACAUGGCCGGGAAGUCUACGUUCCUCCGACAAACCGCCCUCGUUGCGAUAUUGGCUCAGAGCGGCUCUUUCGUGCCGGCCGACGCUGCUCAUAUCGGGAUUGUUGACAGGGUAUUUUCGAGGGUUGGCGCAAGGGACGACCUUUUCCGUGGCAGAAGUACCUUCAUGGUGGAGAUGUUGGAAACAAGCGAGAUUCUCCGGCGAGCGACGCCAAAAAGCCUGGUCAUCAUGGAUGAAGUUGGAAGGGGUACAACAGUCGACGAUGGUCUCGCUAUCGCCUUCGCCGCUAUCCACCAACUGGUCUCUGUGAAUCGUUGUCGUGUACUAUUCGCUACGCACUUCCACGAGUUGGCCGACAUGCUAGACUGCUCCGAAGAUAACAGAGGCCAGGGUCCUUUCGAUGCUGUGAGUUUCUUCUGUACUGACGUAGACGAGACGGAGGACGGCUACUUCUCGUAUUCGCAUCGAAUGAGGCCUGGCGUGAACCGGGACAGCCAUGGUCUCAAAGUCGCUCAACUGGCCGGAUUGCCCGAGUCUGCCGUCGAUAUCGCACGGGCAGCACUUCGGCGACUCAAGGAGAAAAGAGCCAGUGAACGGCACACGGACGAUCUGCGGACCUUGGGACGGACUGUCGCAUCCAAUAGUAAUGUAUAA
This is a messenger RNA of Rhodofomes roseus, 3335 nucleotides long. RefSeq names its product muts domain V-domain-containing protein. The transcript has 12 exons. Gene Ontology annotation, molecular function: ATP binding; mismatched DNA binding; ATP-dependent DNA damage sensor activity. Lineage: Eukaryota; Fungi; Basidiomycota; Agaricomycetes; Polyporales; Fomitopsidaceae. Bases 126 to 3335 code for a protein of 1069 amino acids. Gene Ontology annotation, biological process: mismatch repair. The record is from RefSeq and is a predicted model, not a curated record. Gene Ontology annotation, cellular component: nucleus.